GGGCUAGAGAGUCCUGGCGGCAAGGGGGCGGGGUGACAGACGUCUCCCGACCACGUUCCUGGAAGCGCGAGCUGUGUGGUGUGUGGAGUGUCCGGGAGUCUCCUGCUGUGUGUCAGGCUCUGGAACCGGGAGUCAGAAGAGCUUCGUCAGUGGCUCUCUAUGCAAAGGUGUUUUGGAAUCAUGGAUCCCAGCUCCGAGCCCUAGAAGAAGUCACGGCUGUCAAUUCACCGGUGGCCCGGCGUGCCAGGACAAAGUGGCGGUGGUGGAGUGUCGCAGGAGAGGUGUGCUGGGAAUAAUUCAUCCCUUUCCCUUGGGAAUCGUCUACAGUUAGGCCUAGUCACGUCUUAUGGGGUUGAAUUUGGAAAAGGCUCCGUGGAGAAAGUAGCCUAUGAGAUCUCAGUAAGAAUGCCGGGAAUAAAGAAGGGGGCAUUCGGAACCCACAGAACUGAGUGGGCCAGAGCUCUGCUGCUCUCCACGCCUAGGUUUUGACAGUGCCUCGGGGUCUGUAAGCAUCUGUAGUUUUUUUUUUUUUUUCCUGUCAAGAUGCCAUUGACAGACUUUGUUCUGGCCCUAAAAGACAAUCCCUACUUUGGGGCAGGAUUUGGACUGGUAGGUGUGGGCACGAUUCUGGCUGUGGCCCGGAAAGGAGCCCAGCUGGGUCUAGUGGCAUUCCGGCGCCAUUACAUGAUCACACUCGAAGUCCCUGCUAGAGACAGAAGCUACGCCUGGUUGCUUAGCUGGCUUACCCGACACAGUAGCCACACUCAGCACCUCAGUGUUGAAACCUCAUACCUUCAGCAUGAAAGUGGCCGGAUUUCCACCAAGUUCGAAUUUAUCCCCAGCCCUGGAAACCACUUCAUUUGGUAUCAGGGGAAAUGGAUCCGGGUACAACGAAAUCGAGACAUGCAGAUGGUAGACUUGCAAACAGGAACUCCUUGGGAAUCUGUCACCUUUACAGCCCUGGGCACUGAUCGAAAGGUUUUCUUCAAUAUCCUGGAAGAAGCUCGAGCACUAGCCCUACAGCAGGAGGAGGGGAAGACGGUGAUGUACACAGCUGUGGGUUCUGAAUGGCGUACCUUUGGUUAUCCACGCCGCCGCAGGCCAUUGGAUUCUGUAGUCUUACAGCAGGGUCUGGCUGACCGAAUUGUCAAAGAUAUUCGGGAAUUCAUUGAUAACCCCAAGUGGUACAUUGACAGAGGCAUUCCCUACAGACGUGGCUACCUUCUUUAUGGUCCCCCUGGUUGUGGAAAGAGCAGUUUCAUAACAGCUCUGGCUGGAGAACUGGAGCACAGCAUCUGCCUGCUCAGCCUCACAGACUCUAGUCUCUCCGAUGACCGGCUCAACCACCUGCUCAGUGUAGCCCCGCAGCAGAGCUUGGUGCUCCUGGAGGACGUGGAUGCCGCUUUUCUCAGUCGAGACUUGGCCGUGGAGAACCCUGUAAAGUACCAAGGUCUAGGUCGACUCACGUUCAGCGGACUGCUCAAUGCUUUGGAUGGUGUAGCCUCCACUGAGGCACGCAUUGUGUUCAUGACCACCAAUCACAUUGAGAGGCUGGAUCCUGCUCUGAUACGUCCUGGGCGAGUAGAUCUGAAGGAGUAUGUGGGCUACUGCUCACACUGGCAGCUGACCCAGAUGUUCCAAAGGUUCUAUCCAGGGCAAGCGCCUUCCUUGGCUGAGAGCUUUGCAGAACAUGUCCUUAAAUCUACAUCCCAGAUUAGUCCUGCCCAGGUGCAAGGCUACUUCAUGCUGUAUAAAAGUGACCCCAUGGGGGCUAUUGACAAUGUUGAAUCUCUGAGGUGAUCCACCAGGCCGCUGUCUGCUCUAAAAAAAAAUCUAUAAACACCUGUCAAACUAA
This is a messenger RNA of Mesocricetus auratus (golden hamster), 1855 nucleotides long. RefSeq names its product mitochondrial chaperone BCS1 (gene Bcs1l). Lineage: Eukaryota; Metazoa; Chordata; Mammalia; Rodentia; Cricetidae. The transcript is spliced from 8 exons. Bases 544 to 1800 code for a protein of 418 amino acids. Gene Ontology annotation, molecular function: ATP binding; ATP hydrolysis activity. The record is from RefSeq and is a predicted model, not a curated record. Gene Ontology annotation, cellular component: mitochondrial inner membrane. Gene Ontology annotation, biological process: protein insertion into mitochondrial inner membrane from matrix; mitochondrial respiratory chain complex III assembly.